UUCCUUCCCUUUCCUUCCCUUUCUCUCUUACCAAUCACCCACCCAUCCAACCACUCGCAUCCAUACGUAGACAAUGCUCUCUCAUUAACACCUCUUUUUCGGAGAUACCCAAUGCUUCUAAGUUCAACCCCAAAUUGCUAGAGAAGCAACCCACAUUUUCUUCCCUUCACUCCGGCUUCUGGGUUGUUCUUGUUUUUGUGGGAUACCGGAAAAUGCACUACCCAAUUUCUGCCAUCUGGGUAUUUUUGUUCGUUUUGGUCCCUUUUUGCAAACCAGAUCUCGCCUCCGACAGGGCAGCGCUCCUGGCGCUCCGCUCCUCGGUGAGGGGUAGGACCCUGUUGUGGAAUGUGUCCAGUGACACCCCCUGCUCUUGGACAGGCGUUAACUGCGAGCAGAAUCGCGUUACGGUGCUUCGUCUACCUGGGGUUGCUCUCUCUGGCCAAAUUCCACCUGGGAUUUUCGGUAACUUGACGGAGUUGCGGACUCUGAGCCUCCGUGUCAAUUCCUUGACUGGACAGCUUCCUUUGGAUCUCGGUCAAUGCGUGAAUCUCCGGAAUCUUUACUUGCAGGGGAACAGUUUUUCCGGUGAGAUUCCGGAUUUUCUGUACCGUCUUCAUGCACUUGUUAGGCUCAAUCUUGCUUCCAACAAUUUCUCUGGGGAGAUCUCGAAUGGUUUUAACAAUUUGACUCGGUUGAGGACUUUACUUCUGGAUAGCAACCAGUUUUCUGGGUCCAUACCCGAUUUGAAUUUGCAAAAUCUUGAUCAGUUCAACGUUUCUAACAAUUUGUUGAAUGGGUCUGUACCUGAGGGAUUACAGAAGUACGGGUCGAGUGCCUUUCUGGGCAAUCUGCUUUGUGGGCUGCCACUUGAUAAUGCAUGCCCUCCUCCUCCUGCUGCAGCUGCUGGGAACGGAACUGAGCCUACCCCUCUAACAACAGCUGAGAAGCGAGAGAGGAAGAAGUUGUCCGGUGGUGCAGUUGCAGGUAUUGCGAUAGGAUGUGUUCUGGGUUUUCUGUUGCUUGUCGUGAUUUUGGUGAUUUUAUGCAGAAAGAAGAGUAACAGGAAAUCAAGGUCCAUCGACAUUACGUCCAUAAAGCAGCAGGAAGUAGAAAUUCCCAGGGAGAAACCGGCUGUGGAACUGGAUAAUGUUGGAUAUGGAUAUUCUGUGGCAGCAGCUGCAGCCGCAGCAAUGGCGGGGAACGCAAAAGGAGGAGAGACGAAUGGCACUGGGGCUAAGAAGUUGGUGUUCUUUGGGAACGCAACCAGGGUGUUUGACUUAGAGGAUUUAUUGAGAGCCUCCGCGGAGGUACUGGGAAAGGGGACAUUUGGGACAGCAUAUAAGGCGGUAUUGGAGGGUGGCGCUGCCGUGGCUGUGAAGAGGUUGAAGGAUGUGACACUUUCUGAGAAGGAAUUCAAGGAGAAGAUUGAGGGCGUGGGGGCUAUGGAUCAUCAGAAUUUGGUCCCUCUUCGGGCUUACUAUUACAGCAGGGACGAGAAGCUUCUUGUCUAUGAUUACAUGCCUAUGGGAAGCUUGUCAGCUCUUUUGCAUGGGAACAAGGGAGCUGGAAGGACUCCAUUGAACUGGGAACUCAGGUCUCGUAUUGCCCUUGGAGCUGCCCGUGGCAUUGAAUAUCUACACUCACAAGGUCCUAAUGUCUCCCAUGGGAACCUAAAAUCAUCAAAUGUCCUCCUCACAAAAUCCUAUGAAGCCCGAGUAUCAGAUUUUGGCUUGGCACAUCUUGUUGGGCCUUCCUCCACACCGAAUCGUGUUGCUGGGUACCGUGCACCAGAGGUGACUGAUCCUCGCAAAGUAUCUCAGAAAGCUGAUGUUUAUAGCUUUGGUGUAUUACUCUUGGAGCUACUGACUGGUAAAGCUCCCACAUAUGCCCUCUUGAAUGAGGAAGGUGUUGACCUCCCAAGAUGGGUGCAGUCAAUUGUUAGAGAGGAGUGGAGCUCUGAAGUUUUUGAUCUUGAGCUUCUCAGGUAUCAGACUGUUGAGGAAGAAAUGGUUCAGCUGUUGCAGCUUGCAAUAGAUUGUGCUGCCCAGUAUCCUGACAGGCGCCCCUCAAUAACUGAGGUGACAAGGCGCAUUGAGGAGAUACAUCGAUCCAGCAUACAUGAAGAUAUACACGCCCAACCUGAUGAAGUCAGUGACACAGAUGAUUACCGGUGAGUUCUUCAGGUCCAGGGUGAUCCAGUUGAAGGUCGUGGUCAUGUAUCUGUUUCUUCAAGCGGGCAGAUAUUUCUUUUAUUAGAAGCCAAUUGUAUUUCCUCCUUUUUUAGUUCUUUUAUCUCAUUAGUUUCCAAUUGUGCUACUUUUCAUUUGGAGCUUAUACUUGGGGGUGGAUUACUGUUUCAUGUGUUGUUGGGUGGAUCGUGGUGGUUGUAAUUAUUACUUUAGCUUUUUCUUUAUCAGCUUUAGCUUUUGUUGCAACUUUAUAUCCUUAGGCGGACAUUUGCAACCAAGAAGUCUUGCAUUUCAAUAUCUAGACAUGAUUGAGCAACUGCUGUGUUUUGUUU
This is a messenger RNA of Rubroshorea leprosula, 2521 nucleotides long. The record is from the annotation of a GenBank genome assembly. NCBI's taxonomy places the organism in Eukaryota, Viridiplantae, Streptophyta, Magnoliopsida, Malvales, Dipterocarpaceae.